This is a messenger RNA of Scomber scombrus (Atlantic mackerel), 3109 nucleotides long. Its product is annotated as ADAMTS-like protein 2. The transcript is spliced from 19 exons. The coding region runs from base 1 to 2955 and encodes 984 amino acids. Gene Ontology annotation, biological process: extracellular matrix organization. NCBI's taxonomy places the organism in Eukaryota, Metazoa, Chordata, Actinopteri, Scombriformes, Scombridae. Gene Ontology annotation, molecular function: metalloendopeptidase activity. The record is from RefSeq and is a predicted model, not a curated record. Gene Ontology annotation, cellular component: extracellular matrix.
AUGUUCGGGAACGGAGGCUUAGCUCUCCCGGUUUGCUCCUUUCUCCUGCUACACCUCCCGGUUCUCCCGCUAACUAACAACUGGUCCGUUAAGGAGGAGGUGUUUCAGUGGUGGGGGGAGUGGUCCAGCUGGUCAUCCUGUUCCAGAAGCUGUGGAGGAGGUGUGAGGAGUCAGGAGAGGCACUGUCUCAUUCAGAGGCUUUCCACCACCCACAAUGUAAACAGCUCAUACUGUGUCGGCUCUCCUAAACAGUACCAGCUCUGUCCAAACCAGCCCUGUCCCAGCCCCAGUCUCAGCUUCAAACAGCACCAGUGUUCCCAAUUCAACUCUAAAGCCAUUGGAAGAAGAUACUAUCAGUGGAUACCUCUGUACCCAGCCGAUUACAUCAGCAUCUCCAAUAAGCCGUGUGACCUGCAGUGUACGACCAUCAGCGGAGAGCGACAGCUUCUAGUUCCCGCCCACGACGGCACCUUCUGCCGUGAUACCAAAUACAACGGUGUUUGUAUAGAGGGGAUAUGUCAGCCUGUAGGAUGUGACGGGGAGCUGUACAGCAGUAAGACAGUAGACAGAUGUGGUGUAUGUGGAGGAAAUGGGACAUCAUGCCAGCGUAUCUCUGGAUCAUACAGGAAGGCACUCGCACAGUUAGGCUACGUGUUCAUCACCAACAUCCCAGCUGGAGCCACAGACAUUCAGAUCAUAGAGAGACACAAGACUGAGAACAUCCUGGCUCUGUCAGAUGAAGCGGGACAUUUCUUCUUCAAUGGAAACACCGUGUUUGAUCAUCCUCAGAACUUCAGAGUGGCGGGAACAGUGUUUAAAUACCGACGUCCAAGCAGCGUGUUCUCUGACGGGCUGGAGUACAUCAUGGCUCAGGGACCCACGCAGCAGGGCCUGAAUGUUAUGUACUACAACCUAAAUGGAAAGCUCCCCCACAUCACCUAUGAGUACACCAUCCCACUCAAGUCUCACGACAUCACUGCUGCGGAAGGCAUCACCACAGGCCCCUCGCACUCCCAUCUCAACCACACCUAUAACAAUGUAAAUGAGAAUAACGCCAAGGGGGAUCAAGCCAGGUCAAACCACAGCAGAGGCAGUGUCCAUCAGUACAACAGGCAGCUUGGAGCUGAAGACCAAUCAGAUGUUCAGCUGCAGGAAGAAGAAGAGGAGGAGGAAGAGGAGGAGGAGGAGGAAGUGGUGUGGGAAAUCCGGACCCCGAGCCCUCCUCCACCAGCAGCCAUGUUGGUCUACAGACCGGCUGAUGUCACCGGACGUGUGUUCAGUCACAAUGACGUGGAGGAGCGGGGACCUCCAGCAGCACCCGGCUACAUGAGUUCCUCCAACUCCAUUGACGAGCCUUCCACUGCUGAUGACAACACACUGGUCAUCUCUUUCCCAGGUAGUCAGAGUGUUCAUCCUGCAGCGCUACCAGAGGACACCUCCUACCUGCUGCUGGAGGAUCUGCAACACAACCAGACACACUCCCUCACACAGUCAAACACACACUCUGUCAAACACACGCUCGCCGAUCCACGCUCACAAGCAGAAACACACGCUGAAACUCUCCCCCCUGCAGACACACGAUUGGAAACACACCCAGAUACGCUCGAGGCGACCGACACACACGCCGUCGCGCACAAAGAAACAGACGGCGGCUCACGCUCGGACUCACACACGGCUGUCUUGGUGCAGCUGCAACAGGUGUCUGCGGUCCAGGCAGCCAACACAGAGAGCAAUGACUUUGAUGUGGGUCUGGAGCCUGACAUUAGUCUGGCAGACAUGUAUCGCUGGAAGGUUUCUGCUUACGCUCCAUGCAGCACGACCUGUACCACAGGUAUCACCACUAGCUACGCCCUGUGUGUCCGCUACGAUGGUACUGAAGUUGAUGACAGUUACUGUGACUCUCUAACCAGACCUGAGCCCACACAUGAGUUCUGCACUGGAAAGGAAUGUCCUCCAAGAUGGGAGACCAGCGGUUGGAGCGAGUGCUCUCGAACCUGCGGCGAGGGAUUUCAGUACAGGACCGUUCGCUGCUGGAAGAUGCUGUCACCCGGUCUCGACUCGUCUGUCUACGACUCGCUGUGUCUGUCACAUGACCUUCACAAACCAGCCAAUAGAAAAGUCUGCGUGGGUCAGAGCUGCGGACCCCAGUGGGAGGUCUCAGAGUGGUCAGAGUGCUCGGCACGUUGUGGCUCUCGAGGCGUUCGGACUCGGGAGGUCCGUUGCUCCAUGGACAUGAAGCUGUGUAACAAGUCCUCUCAGCCAAUAGAAAGUCAGGAAUGCGAAGGCCCGCCCUGCGACAGACGAUGGACAGUCUCUGAUUGGGGACCUUGCUCAGGUGUUUGUGGAGAGGGGAGGAUGAUGCGUGCAGUGACCUGUCGAUCAUCAGGUGGGGUAGUGAUGUCAGAAGAGCAGUGCGAUCAGUCAUUGCGCCCGUUGGCCAUCUACCCCUGCGGUGACAGAGACUGCGCCCCCCACUGGGUCGAACAGGAAUGGCAACAGUGUAAUGCCACAUGUGGGCGUGGCGUGCGCCAGCGUCAGGUGGUGUGUGCCGGCCUGGAAGGUGGUGUGUUUAAAGAGUUUCCAGACAGCAGCUGUUCUCAAAGCAACAAACCAGAGACCAGCUCCUCCUGCUUUCAGAGACCCUGUUCCAAAUGGUUCACCACGUCCUGGUCUCAGUGCAGUAAGACCUGUGGGAGUGGUGUCCAGGUUCGUGAAGUGAAGUGUUACCAGGGGGAGGAGCUGGUAACCAGGGGCCACAGCUGCGACUCUGCCCUCAAGCCAGAAGCCAGACAGAGCUGUGAAAUUCAGAGGUGUCCUACAGAAGCUCCAGCAGUAGACGACUCGUGCCAAGACAAGCCAACAGCCAACUGUGCCUUGGUUCUAAAGGUGAAACUGUGCUCCCAUUGGUACUAUAGAAAGGCCUGCUGCCAAUCCUGUAGGGCACCGAGACCCUGAAGUCUUAACUGUCUUAACCUCAGCCCCCGAACACCAACCACUGGUACCGAAGGUCCCUCUACAUUCAUAUUGGUGCUACACGAAAGCCAGCUGCUAGCAAUGUAAGACCUUUGGACAUCAACGUUAACCUUAUUACUGUUACUCCUUUCACUGA